This is a messenger RNA of Linum trigynum, 2075 nucleotides long. The record is from the annotation of a GenBank genome assembly. Lineage: Eukaryota; Viridiplantae; Streptophyta; Magnoliopsida; Malpighiales; Linaceae.
CAAUCAGUUCAACAAAGGUGGCCUUCGGUAUCCUAUCAUGAAUGACGGGUACUCCAAGGUACCGCCCCAGAUUUUUGGUCUCCGGGAUAUUGAGGUUUUCUUAUAUUUCCUUUGCCAAUGUAGCCGAGACAUUCUUUGAGAAGAAUAUCCUGGAUUUGGGCUUGCUAACCUGCUAACCUGAGGCAGCUCCAAAUUGCUCCAGGCAUCUCGUAAUCGCAUGAACCUGCUGUAUCAAAGCUUUGCCGAAUAAAAUUAAAUCAUCAGCAAAGAAUGAGCGGGAUAGAUCCGGACCUGAGCUCGAGUGCUCGACAACUUGAUGGGUCUCCAGGAACCCUCUGCUACUGCAGCCUUGAUGACAUGACUCAGUCUCUCCAUGCACAGGGUGAAGAGAUAUGGGGACAACGGACAUCCCUAGCGGAGACCUCGAGAGGGGACAAAGCUCUCCGUCAAGCCCCCGUUCCACUGUAUUCUCAUGCUCGCCGAAGUAAUGCACUACAUUUCCAAAUUGACAAAGCUCGAGGAGACACCAACGGACAUGAGUGUCUCUUGCACGAAAGUCCAACGUAUUCGAUCAUAAGCUUUGGCGAGGUCAAUAUUCAGGACCAUCCAGCCCUGCUUCCCCUGUUUAGCUCCCAUGGAGUGAACAACUUCCUGCAAAAUGAAAAUAUUGUCAGUAAUAUGCCUGCCCGAGACAAAGCUCGUCUAGGUCUCAUCCACAACUCUGGACAUGAGAGUUUUCAUCCUCUCCGGCAAGCACUUCGUUAUGAUCUUGUAAGUAACGUUGCAUAGGCUUAUAGGCAUGUACUGCUCGAUCAGGGAGGGACGAUUCACCUUGGGAAUCAGGCAAAGGAUAGUGUCAUUAACCUCCUCCACUUGUGAUGGGUCAUUCCAACACUUUUGAGCAAAGUCGACAACACCCGGUCCCACUAAAUCCCAGAAACGUUGAAAUAAUAAAGGGCUUAGUCUGUCACUACCAGGAGCCUUUAACGAACCCAUUCCCAUAACAGCUUGGCGAAUCUCUUCCUCUUUGAAAUUAUACGAAAUGAUAGCCCAAUCUGCCUCUGCCAGGGAGGGGAAGGCAUGGAUGGGUAAGUGGCUGCCCCGGCUCGUUCAAAGAACUUUCUAAUUCACAAAUAGUUCAUGGUUAAUUUUGAUUGAAUUGGGAGAUCAAUCUGGUUAGUAACUACUAACUACCUAUGAAACAAUUAUCUAUUUUAUGAUGUGAUCAUUUUAAGCAAAAGGUUUUAAUACAGUCGGAUAAUCUCUUUAUGAAAGAGAGAUAGUUAAAUAUUGUGUUCAUGAAAUCAGAAAAUUAUCAUAAUAAAAUUUAUGUUGUAUCAGCAAAACCUCUAUACUUUGCAAUCCUAAAUCAAGAAAUUCGUCGCCAUAACCCCAAAAUUCAAUCAAUCUAAUCCGAUUUAGAUCAUAAAUUCACUAAAGCGAAUCGCAUAUAGGUCUAGAGCACCUAUCAGUACUAGAGUUGCAAACUGACUAGAGUUGAUAAGAUAAGUGGUUCAAGAUGCUAUUUCGAAGUUUUUAAUUAGUCAUUCAAUUCCACUACUUAUAUUAGUUACUUGCAUCGAUCCUUGUGCUUAUGUUUAAGUUAUGUGUUCACAAGCUCUCAUGCUGAAUUAAGUUCAUUCAUGUUCAGUUAUCUAAAUUAAAUAAGCUAAAUUUGGAGGUAAACAUGUAUAAGUCAUAUAUUAAGCAAUGUCAUAAUACAUCAGUAAAUAUGUUAAACAAUCAAGUACAAGAUAAUAAGUUGAACCAAUUAAUAGAUUUAGAUCUCUUAUUGGGAAAUCAUUCUAAGAAACUCGACUUACUAUCUUCAGCAAGUCACUAUUGUGUGGGAGACUAUUGAGAUCAAACAUGAACUGCAAGUGAAGUUAAGAACAAGUUUAAUCCAAGAAAGAAGUUAAAAAAAAAAACCCCCAAUGGCUGGGAAGCACUCUGGAACAGGGGAAUUGGAGUUAUGAAUUGAUAGCUCCAUUCCAUUCCAUUCCCUUUGGUCCUUUCGCACCUUUCCUUUUACGAUUCCACAGCCAAAUUCCAGCUAAUUAAUGUCAUAUUGUCAU